Messenger RNA from Lethenteron reissneri (Far Eastern brook lamprey), 5044 nucleotides. Its product is annotated as echinoderm microtubule-associated protein-like 2. The record is from RefSeq and is a predicted model, not a curated record. NCBI's taxonomy places the organism in Eukaryota, Metazoa, Chordata, Hyperoartia, Petromyzontiformes, Petromyzontidae. Gene Ontology annotation, molecular function: microtubule binding. Gene Ontology annotation, biological process: microtubule cytoskeleton organization. Gene Ontology annotation, cellular component: mitotic spindle.
UUAAAGGGCGGGUGCGGACACAACGCGACCACUCCGCGAGUUACGCAACAACAACAGCAGCAGCAACAACAAUCAUCAACAACAACAACAAUCAACAACAAUCAACCAGCAGUUGUGUGUAAAGUUUUAAAGACAUGGACAAGGGCAAGAAGUCGAGUAGGACCUCGGAUGGUGGCGGAGCGAGCAAAGCCAAAGAGCCUACUUUCAACAAAGAUGAGGGAUACGUGCGCAUGUACCUGCGUGGGAGACCCAUCACCAUGUUCAUGCCUCAGGACGCAGUGGAGGGAUACAAGAUAGGCACGAAGCUGGAACUACCUGCAGAGAAACUCUCCCUUGAGUGGGCCUAUGGCUACCGUGGCAAGGACUGCCGCGCCAACGUGGAGCUGCUGCCCUCGGGGGAGCUGGUGUUUUUCGUGGCAGCUGUGGGCGUGUUGCAGCACGUGGAGAGUGGCGUGCAGCGCCACUAUCUGGGCCACGAUGAUGACAUCAAAUGCAUGGCCGUGCAUCCGGACAAGGUGAUUGUUGCAACUGGGCAAGUGGUUGGGAAGAGCAAGGAUGGGAAGGUGCUUCCUGCCCACGUGCGCGUGUGGAGCUCCGCCUCGCUCGAGACGCUGCACAUGAUCGGAGGAGGAGUCUUCGACCGGGGCGUCCUCUGCGUUUCCUUCUCCCGAGCCGGUGGUGGUGGGCUGCUCUGCGCCGUGGAUGAUGGGAACGAAAAGAUGAUUUCUGUCUGGAACUGGAAGAAGGAGACGAAGGUGACCGACAGCAAGUGCUCCAACGAGGUGGUGUACUCUGCCGACUUCCACCCCAAGGAGGAAAACGUCAUCGUCACUUGCGGAAAAAACAACAUCAUCUUCUGGGCACUGGACGGACGCAACUUGAGCAAGAAACAGGGCAUAUUCGAGAAGCACGAGAAACCCAAGCAUGUCCUGUGCUUGAUCUACCUCGACAACGGGGAUGCUGUUUCUGGGGAUUCCGGUGGAAACAUCUAUGUGUGGGGCAAAGGUGGUUACCGCAUCACGCGCGCCAUCACGGGCGUGCACGCCAGCGGGGUGAUGGCGCUGUGCGAGCGUGCCGACGGCACUUUCAUUUCCGGUGGCAGAGACGGCCACGUUGUGUUCUGGGACUCGAAGAUGGAGAAAACGGGAGAGAGCCGCAUCCCCAAAGACCUGGGCAGCGUGCGGGCUCUGGCCGAAGGGGUCGAUGGCUCCUUCUGGGUAGGGACGACCGAGAACGGCAUUCUGCAGGGGAGCGCGGACGGAGAGUUCUCCCCAGUGGUGCAGGGCCACACGGACGAGCUCUGGGGCUUGGCGGUGCACCCAAAGCAGGAUGCCUUCCUGACCUGUGCCCAGGACAAGCAGGCCAUACUGUGGAACUCUGCCACUCACCGUCCCACCUGGAUCAAGACUCUGAAGGAUCCGUUGCAGUCGGCCGACUUCCAUCCCAGUGGAGAAGUGGUUGCCAUUGGAACACAGGCUGCAAGCUGGCUGGUGUUGGACUUGAAGACACAGAAAGAGUUGCAUCGUGAAUCGGCUGGCAAUGAGCAGAUUGCCGUGAUGCGCUACUCGCCUGAUGGGAGCCACCUGGCUGUGGGUUCAAAUGACAAUUUCAUCUACGUGUACUCCGUCUCGGAGGAAGGGCACAAGUACAACGCGGUUGGGAAAUGCACGGGCCACUCGAGCUUCGUAACUCACCUGGAUUGGUCUACAAACGGAGAGUUCCUCAUGUCCAACUCGGGAGACUACGAGACCCUUUACUGGACUCCGGCCAACUGCAAGCAGGUGACCGCCAUGGCAACGGUCCGAGACGUCGAGUGGGCCACGAUGACCUGUGUGCUUGGAUUCUCCACCUUUGGCGUGUGGUCGGAGGGAGCCGACGGCACGGACAUCAACGCGCUGUGCCGCUCCGGCUCGGGCAAGCUGUGCGCCCUCGGCGACGACUUCGGCAAAGUGCGCCUCUUCCGCUUUCCAGCCUCGCAGCCCAAGGCUCCCAGCCACGCUUACGGCGGCCACUGCAGCCACGUGACCAACGUGGCUUUCUCCAGCGACGACUCCUUCGUCUUCACGACUGGCGGCAAGGAUAUGGGCAUCCUGCAGUGGCGCGUGCAGUGACGGCGCAGCGGCGUGCUCGCCAGCCCUUGGUCCCAACCCCGAACCCCGUCCACCUCGUCAUCCCGCGGCACCCUGUCACCCAUGAUUAAUUUUAAGGCAGAGGCACCUUAACCUGUGUAUGGUCAAAACUGCAGUGUCAAAGCAUUGUUGUCAGCCGAUGUAUGGCAAGCAAUCGUUUCAUCGCUGUGGCUCAUUUGAUUAAUGUUUGUGAAUGCCUGAUCUGAUGUUACACGUCACUGCUGAAACGAUGCGUCGCCUGUUUCGUCAUCUCUGUGGCUCGCUGCGAUGAGUUUUGUCAGCUUGUGCCACCUGUUGUUCGGCUCCCAGAGUGUAAGAAGCUCCCCAGCAGCUCUCGACACGUGGGGUGAAUCGUCGGACACCAAGCCGAACAGCAGUACGAUACAACCCGAAAACACAUGGGAGAAGACCUUGCUAAACAACCGCAUUUAACUUGCGCAACAACAAUGCCACGCAGUUUAUGAAGGAGGUUGUCGCUUUGCCUCUGCUUUUUAAACAUGCCACUGAAAUAUCCCCUUCACUCAAUACAUUUGCAGUCCAGUUUAAGAGCAGGUUUUCUGCUUCGCAUAGCAGAGUAGUUGUAGCAACAUACCACUCCACGCUUCCAGGUGUGGCGAUCUUCUGAGCCUUAAUAUACCUUGGUCUGUUUACAUAUUCAAGUUUGCUAUAGUGGACAAAUAGUCUGGGCUGUGAUGCUUUGGCCAGUGAAAGUUAACAUUUCCAGAUUCUCGUGGUGGUUCCUACACGUAAAAUAUUGGUCUCUGCUUUUUGCAGCUUAUUUGCAGAUUUUGACCCUCGUUUUGUCACCAUGCAUAGCAGCACGCCUUGAUGCAAUCAUAGUGCGUUGGCCUGCAUGUCGUAGUUUAACGUUUGAGCGGUGCAUUAUAACUUCAAAAUAUAAAAAAACUUGAGAAAGCGUCUUGAAAAGAUUUAUCGAAUGUCUUUGACAAUCGUAUUGUUUGCGUUGUUUACGUUUUUUGUGCAGUUUCCGAUAAGCUUUGAGGAUUUGGUAAGAUUACCGGUCCGCUUGCGUAGGUUACGAUCCCGUGAUCCCAUGCGCUGAUUAACUUCUCGUCAUAAUAUAACAAUUCGGUCUGGAAUGUCCAAUAAGAUUUUUGUACGACUAUUUAAUUAAUUGUGCUGGGAGACAAUCUUUUGAACUUUGUAGAUUCCACGGUGCUGUUCUUAAAUGCAGCAUUUAUUGGUAAAGUGAUACCAUUCACUUAUUUUUCAAAGCACUUUAAAGUACAGCACACGUUUGGUAAGGGGUAAGCAGCAAUGAAAACCCCCAGCACAAAUAAUUUUAACAAUGGGAAAAUAAGCACACUCGGUAUUCACCAUCUUACAAAAAAGGUCUAAAAGCAGUACUUUAUUAAUUUGUGUGUGAUGACUAGGUAACAUGUCAAACAAUAAAUAUAAUCAAAGCAAAAUACUGGAUCAAAAAUACUGUGUAAGAAUUGUGCUUUAAAAUUGCAGUACAGUUUCAGAAAUGCAUCGAAUUAUUAAUACUUUGUAACUUUGCAAGUAUUAAUAUUCCUGGGUUUUUCGGUAAAGUCACGUAGAUAGGUUUAUUUUUGAAGAAUAUGAAUUCCUGCAGUCACGAAAGCGUUAAGUCAAGAUUUGCAAGUGUAUUUAUUUCACAUUGAUACUCUUCAGAUAUGUAGAGGCACCUUGAGAAGGGGGAAAUGCGUAGAUUGGUGGUAUACAACAAAGUGUCACUUUCUGGACGACUUUUCUGGAAACCUUUUUAAAGUAACGUACAAGAUAUUUCCGGAAUGCCUCUUCACAGACUCCACCACGGUGCAGGUGAUUGCUGAAGUCAAUAGAUGCGAAUUAAAUCAUUACAGUUGAACACGUAGGGUUUCACGACAAAGGUCAUCCAUAAUACAGGUUUCGUAUGUUUUUUGGGUUAUAUCGUGUAAAUAUAUAAAUGUGUUGCUAAACUCGACACAGCCGAUUAGUCCGGCGACAGACCUAUUUGUAUACGUCUCCACCACACCGGUGUGCUGUUCUCGUAACGAAUUGGCAUUUUCUGUUUAUGUGACGAACCUUACGAAUCGGAUGUUUCGGGUGGUGGCGGGUUUAACGAGACAUAUUUACGCGAUCUAACCCAAAAAAAGCCUGUGCUAUGGAUAAAUCCAUACACGUUGCACACCCCUGUGAUUUGGUCGACAAACUUAAGCUUAGCAGCACAGCACGAUCGAGAGGUGCACGGAAUGGAUUGCAGUAUUGACACCGUGUUGCUAUCAGAAAACAUAAUUAAUCAAUGUUUUUUUUUUAAAUACCUAAUAUUUACACAUUAGCAGGGAUAUAUUUCUGUAGAUCCACACGUAAAAAGCACAGAUGCAUUCCAAAAAUGGUUUCCCAAUUGUUUGACUGGAUUCGUUUUUUUGUUUCUUAAUAGGAUGUUUUACUAAUUUACUGCGUUUUAAGAUUAAUAACCACAUCUGAUAAAUAGUCAUUAGGCGAUUCUCUCAUUUGUGAUUGACCACUACAGAUAUUAAUGUUGUCCAGAAAUAUUCACUCAUUAACAUUUCAGAUAUAUGCUAGAUUGUCCUUGCGUUAACCUCACUAAUUGCUGUGCGUUUUGACUUGCUGCGGUUAAGCGUUUGAAACGAAUUGAAUGUAGGCAUUACCAAAAUUGAAAAUAUUCUACAAGAUGUUUGCACGUUCACUAUUUAGGCACAUUUAUAGAUGCUAUAUUACAGUGCUUAAAGAUGGUCAGAAAGUGCUGAGUUUCUCAAUGAAACAGUUUUGAUCGUUAUGAUUGCUAUUGACAAGCAUCUUGCGCAUAUUGUUGGGGCAGGCGUUGUUAUUUGCUCUCUUGAUCCAUCUUAAACAUUUAUUUGCCUGUACGAGCGAAUUGCUAUACUACUUCAUUCACAUUUCAGACAAUAAAUGUUGGUUUCACAAGG